Messenger RNA from Osmerus eperlanus (European smelt), 4171 nucleotides. It is a transcript of the gene znf839, whose product is annotated as zinc finger protein 839. The record is from RefSeq and is a predicted model, not a curated record. The transcript is spliced from 8 exons. The coding region runs from base 268 to 3474 and encodes 1068 amino acids. NCBI's taxonomy places the organism in Eukaryota, Metazoa, Chordata, Actinopteri, Osmeriformes, Osmeridae.
UCAUCGGACUCUGAAGGAGAAAAAAACCUAUCCAAGGCUUGUAGAAAACUCACAUCGAAACCGUUACCUAUUUCAGUGCUGAUUCACUGCGCUGGUUAGCAAAAUUUCCGAUAAAAAUUUUACAUUUUACACAUUAAUGCAUAAUUACAUAAAAACGUAAGUGUUUCAAAGAAAUCGAUCGACAUCGGUGUUAUCUAAUACAUCGAUUGGUUCGGGGACUGCGCAUGAAUAUCUAGCGAGCUUUCCUUGCUCUUUACAACAGUCAAAAUGGCGGACAACGAGGAUGAAAGCAAUACGUUGAGUACAAAAACAGAAGGAGAGAGCUGCACCGUAUCACAAGUCCAGUGCGUUUCUGAAUCGGUUGUGAGUGAGACGCCCGAAGAUGAAUUUGCAAAUCAAAAUGAAGUCGGCGAAAAGACGGGUGAAAGGUCUGCAACUGUGAUGACCGUAACCCAGGGGUUGGCUGAUUUCCUCCAGGGCUGCACUAAACAAGACGAUUGCCAGGUUGUCACCCAAAUAGAGGGCGGAGAGCAAUCGGAACAAAACGCAAUGGCAAUUGAUGGGGGUUCUGGUAUUGCAACGGGUACGGAAUAUACGGCGAUUAGCGCCGACUUUGUCAACGCUAUAACGCCAGCAACCACCAUUAUCUAUGUGCAGCCAGACGGUAGUUUCGUUGAAGGGUCUGGUCUAACAGCAGAGGAGCAACAGCAGCUCGUAGAGCAAUUGGCAAAACAGCAGCUAGUUCAAGUAACGGACACCGAAGCGGCGCGCCUUUUCGAGCAAAACCAAGUGGUCAAAAAUAUCCCUGCUUCAUCGACGUUCGUCCCCAGCACAGCACUGGCCCCCAACGAGCUACAACAAGUGAUAGAUCAAGUCACAAAAUCUCAACAGCAGUCUAUGGUUCACGUUAACCAGCAGACCCCCAAAGCCACUGAGCAAGUGUUGACCACACUGGACCCUGUCACUGGCCUCUUUACAACUGUCACUAAUACAGAGGUAUCGACGGCACCCUCGCAGCCACUGACCACUGUACAGAACGCAUCUCAGCAGCUAAAGAACGUAGCCAAACACGUGGCUCUCCAGUCCAGCAACGGUACUCGUCUCAUCCAGAAAAAGCCAGAACCGAUCAGAAUCCAGGUCCAAAUGCCCCCCAAGCAGGACUUGAAGCCACUGACCACAACCACCAUCACCAUCCCUCAGCAGAAGUCCCUGGCUGUGGCUCAACCUCAGGUCAAAGUUUCCACCAACGGUGGCAUGAGCAGCCCCCAGAUCAUUCACAUCACGCCCGUGGUGGGCCAACAGCAGUACUUUCUCCAGCAGAACCCCGGAGAACCGCCCAUCCAGCUGCUGCUGCAGAGCUCCACCCCCGUGGUGGGCAGUCUGGUCCCUGUCGUUCACAAACUUCCUGCCCCGGGCACUCCUGUGACCAUACAAGCUACAAGUAGCGUCCAAACCCCACUCGUUACUGUCCAGACCACAGUCAAGACUCCAGGAAGGCCCCGGGCCAAUGGCACCCCUGCCGGCUCCGCCAAACCUGCCACCACUCCGGCCGCCCAGCCUGCGGUGGAGAAGCAGAAGGCUAAAACGAGAGUCAAGAAGCCUCUGAAGGUGAAGACCCGCUCAGGCAGGGUGUCCAGGCCUCCCAAGUACAAGGCCAAAGACUACAAGUUCAUCAAGACCGAGGACCUGGCAGAAAGCCACCAGUCGGACUCCGAUGACUAUUCGGAGAUCAGCGAAGAGGAGGAGGAGGGAGAGGAAGGCAAAGGAUCCUCGUCGACAAUGAGCUACAGCCACAAGCAGAGGGCCCAUAAGUGUAAAACAUGUGACAAGGCAUACAUAGGGAAUGGGGGUUUAACUAGACACUACAGACUAAACCCCACCCACGGGGACGCCCAGGACCCGCCAGCCCAGAAUGACGACCCCCCAGGAAAGAAGCCUGAGACUGGGGCAGCGAACAGCGUUAAGAAGGAAGAGGAGGGGAACUCGGUCCCUGCUGACAAACUGACAGGUUCUGAGAAAGAUGAGGACACGAAGAAGACAGGCACCACCUCCCCUGCCACUCCACACAAAGUAGACCCCUCUCCAGCCCUGGGUCCCGCAGCAGCGGCCGGACUCCGGGGGGUCCAGUCGAGGGGACCGGGCAGGCCCCGCGGACGAGGUCGGGGCAGGGGCCGUGGAAGACCCAGGGGACCCAUACCCCCCAAGGUGGUGGGUCUACCACUUAGACGAGGGCGUCGUGGCAGGCCUCCGAAGCUAGGGGGCGUCAGUACAGAGCAGCUUGCCCAGAGAAGACAAGAGAGACUAAAAGAGGUGGUCCACCAGUGUGAAAAUGAGGAGCUGUUGGAAGUGGUCCUUCCUCGCCUGGCCAAGGCCAUGAGCCUGUGGGACUUCCUCCUCAUGAAGGUGGAGAAAGGCCACCCUGCCAAGGCCCACUUUCCUGAGGUGUAUGGCGAGUUUGAGCAGCUCCAUAGCCAGGUGAAGAAGAUGGCCCAGGAGUACAUCUCCAACCCCCAGGGAGUCCACACCGCAUUAGAGGUUCACAACAUGGAAGUUGCCAAAUCUCUCGGAAUCUUUGACGAGGUGAACAAACUGAAGGUUCUGAAUCCUGGUCCAGGCCAAAGUUCUACAAACCUGGCAACCAAGAAUGUCCGCUACAUGGAGAACUCGAAGAUGCUUCCUCCGUCCAAGAGGUUUAAGAUGGAGAACAGGACAGAGGAGAUGAACAGUGUCUCUAUCCACCAGAACGGAUUAGAGAAGACGGCCAACAACACUAAAGAGUCUGGCCUGUUGAAGGUUCAGAGUGGAGCAGCCAGCAGUCUGAAGACGUGCACCGUGUCUGUGUCUCCUCUGGUGGUCCCAUCAAGCCCCAAGCCAGUCGCUUUUGCCGCAGCCCCCCCAAAACAGCCCCCAGCCCCGUCUGCCUCAGCCACCCCCAGCACCCCCAUGCCCCAGGAUAACCCUUCCAGCAGGCCGGCCGGCCCUGGGACCGAGGAGGCCAUGGACACCAGCGAUCCUGCCCAGGGAGGGCAGGGGGACUUGGGGAGAGCUGAGCCAUGCGAGGUCCUGAGCACCAGUGACAUAGCAGACCAGAUGAAGGAGCUGGAGAAGGCUCUGGCCACAGAUCCUGCUACUGACAAGUCAGAGCAGCCGCAGCAGCAGCAGCCACCCGGGACAAAGCCGCCUGCCCCCAGCCAGACCCAGCAGAGUGCUCCGUCCCUGGGCAGGCAGAGCCAAGCGGCUCCCCCCGGGGGUCAGGCUGUGGUCCAGGAGGGCCAGGAGAUCUACAUCCAGACAGAGGGUCUGACCAUGCAGCUGGCCGAGGGCUCGGAGAGCGACACGGCGUCGGAGCGCAUCGUCAUCGUGAACGGGCCCGACGGCACCACCAUGCACAUCCGCGCGCCGGAGGGGGUACCCCUGGAGGCGGUGCACGCUCUGCUGGGCAUCGAGGCCGAGGCGGCCAAGACGCAACAAUGAUCUCGAACUCUUAACCAGACUCUCACCCCCUCCACCGAACCCCGACUGAAACAUUGGCCUUGUUCACCUCGCUCUGAAAAUGUGUCCUUCCCUCCUCUACCCAAUUACGAAAAAAACUGAUCUAACUCAUUUGGAUGGGUAACCACCAUCGUGCAUGUUGACCCGUCUAGUCAUGUCACAUUAAUGAUUUGGGAAGAAGGGAGAAGGGGGUGUUUUCAGGGCUUUGAUACAGCUGGUGACCCUUGCCCUGUCUUCCGGAUUCCCUCCCUCAUCCUAAAGCUAUUCGUUAUCUGCGCUCUCGGAUGAUAUGGGGCGAUCUGAAAGCAAACGGUUGAGGAAGGAGGAGGCCGGACAAGCAGUUACCAUCCGCCAUGUUGAUGUUCCAUGAUCGGGUGGAUUUUUAUUGUAUUGGUUCUCAGUAUUCUUUGUAAAUUUGUAAACGUUCUUUUCGAUGUGGUUUUUUCAUAUUUAGACACAAAUAGCCCUUCCUUUAAAAAAAAAUACUACAAAAAAAAAGUGCUUAGUUGUUUGUGAUAUGUUUAUAUGUAGAUAAAUAUCAAAGGCAGUUAAAAAAAAAGUUGCACUAUUUUAUUACUUUUUAUAUAUUCUGGCGUAACAUUUUCCAAACAUAAAAAGGUUUGUAAUAAUACCAUUGGGAAUUUAUGCGAGGGGGGACAUUAAAUGAGAAGGAACUGAG